AUGCCUGGAAACCGCGAUCGUGACUCGGCCAGCAGCGCCUCCGAGAGCUCUGAGGGGAGCGACUGGCAAGAUGUCGAACCUGAUGAGGAGCCCUCAACUGUUGUGUCGCUCUUUGACGAGCAGACUUUCCCGAACCCCAAGGAGAUGCUGGCGUACUGCAAGAAUAAGCACAACUUCGACUUGCUCGCCAUUGUCAAGAGACUAGGGCUGGACUUUUAUGGCGCGAUCAAGCUCGUUAACUACGUUCGAUCAAAGGUGCAGUCCAACCAGCCUCUGCCUGAGCAGAUCUCAGCCAAGGACAUUGAGGACGACCAGUACCUGAAACCUGUCCUUGAAAACGACGCUUUGCUGUUUACGCUCGAUGAGGUUCUCGAGGCGGAUCAGGAGACGACUGCGGAUCCUGCCACGCGCGCCAGGGCUCUCGAGGAAGAGCUGGAGAACCUGCGCGACCAGUUCGCCAACUAUCGCCUGACGGUGGAACAGACCCUGGACAAGCGCUGGGGCGACGAUGCCGAGCCGACGCCGUUGACAUCCGCGCCCAAGAAGGAUGACUCGGAAUACUACUUUGAGUCAUAUGCAGCACAUGAGAUUCACGAGACCAUGCUCAAGGAUGCCGUCCGAACAGACGCCUACCGCGACUUCAUCUACAACAACAAGCAACUCUUCAAGGACAAGGUCGUUCUGGACAUUGGCUGCGGCACGGGCAUCCUCAGCAUGUUCUGCGCCAAAGCCGGCGCCAAGCAGGUCAUUUCCGUGGACAAGUCCGACAUUAUGACCAAGGCUCGCGAGAACAUCUUCAAUAACGGUCUGUCGGACGUCAUCACUUGCGUCAAGGGUGCCAUUGAGGACGUUGUCCUCCCCGUAGACAAGGUCGACGUCAUUGUCAGCGAGUGGAUGGGCUACUUCCUCCUGUACGAGGCCAUGCUUCCCAGCGUGCUCUACGCGCGGGACAGGUAUCUGAAGCCAGACGGCAUCCUAGCCCCCAGCUCGGCGACCAUGUGGAUGGCGCCCGUGGCCGAUCCCGAGUUUGUCGGUGACCACAUCCACUACUGGAGGGACGUUUACGGCUUCGACUUUAAGGCGAUGCAGGAAGGCAUCUAUGACGAGGCGAGGAUCGAGGUCGUGCCCAAGGAGUCCGUCUGUGGCAAGCCUUAUCCUUUCAAGGUUCUGGACCUGAUGACCGUCAAGAAGGAGGAGCUGUUCUUCACGGAAAAAUGGGAGUCGACCCUCGAUAAGGAUAUUGACAUGCUCGAUGGUUUCCUCAUCUGGUUCGACAACCACUUCAACACGAACCAUGACGAGCCUGCGCCUGCGCCCGAGGUCACUCCCGAGGAGUGGAACAAGCAGAAGCAGGGCAAUGUCGCCUUCUCAACGGGACCCUUCACCACACCCACGCACUGGAAGCAGGGCUAUCUGCUCAUGCCGCCUGAUGAUUCGCGCAAGGAUCUCAAGGCCGGCACCAAGCUCACGGGCGAGAUCAUCUACACUGCUGCCGAGGACAACGCAAGGGCAUUGACAGUGGGGGCCAAGUGGGCGAUUAACGACCAGGAAAUGAAGAGCCGCUCAUGGAAGAUGAAGUAG
This is a messenger RNA of Emericellopsis cladophorae, 1581 nucleotides long. Its product is annotated as Ribosomal protein arginine N-methyltransferase-like protein. Gene Ontology annotation, cellular component: nucleus. Lineage: Eukaryota; Fungi; Ascomycota; Sordariomycetes; Hypocreales; Bionectriaceae. Gene Ontology annotation, biological process: peptidyl-arginine methylation. Gene Ontology annotation, molecular function: protein-arginine N-methyltransferase activity. The record is from RefSeq and is a predicted model, not a curated record. The coding region runs from base 1 to 1581 and encodes 526 amino acids. The transcript has 2 exons.